CUUCUUACUACAGAUAAUCUAAACACACGGUCGCCAAAGACUUCUGACUACCUCCUUAGGCACAUCCCUCAUGUGGCAUAUUUGAGAUAUAUACCGAAGCUGGAUUCAAAGAAAAAUCCCCCAGAUUUCUCUCUGCAAGCCGUUAGACUUUUACCUGCCAUGUCUGCAGACAGUCUAUUUGCUGUAUGUCCGACUCCCUGCACUCGAGCACAUAUCUUCCGCAAUCUCUCAUUCGGCUGUCGCUGCCUAUCGGUAGUGAAAGUGCUAACCACGUUCCAAGGACAUCUGGACCUUCACUGGUGGCAAUGCAUCUAAUCUACUACGAUACUGUUCAUUAUUGGGAUACCUUUAGAGGCAGUCUGCCAGGAUCCAACAUUUUCAGGAAUCUCAGAGACCUUCGGACACUACGCCAUUAUUCAGCCACGCUGCCUGUAGCCACCCCCGAUACACACUUAUCGCAAAUAUCUUUUCCAAAGCUGAAAUAUCUACGCCUAAGCAAUUAUCCGCUCAGUACAAGCUGUCACUGUUGGCACCAUGGUUGAUAGAGUUCAGCUAUCAGCGAUAUCCACAUCUAGACAUAUCCUGUUGCUACGCUGGGAGGUUUCACUGUGGAAGAGGUAAAUAUGUGACGAUGUGCCGCAGUUUAUUGCAAAGGGUGUCUUUAGUCAACCAUUUGCAGCUCGCACUGC
This is a messenger RNA of Linderina pennispora, 689 nucleotides long. RefSeq lists its product as uncharacterized. The transcript has a single exon. The record is from RefSeq and is a predicted model, not a curated record. Lineage: Eukaryota; Fungi; Kickxellomycota; Kickxellomycetes; Kickxellales; Kickxellaceae. Bases 186 to 542 code for a protein of 118 amino acids.